CGUUGAAAAAAUACACGCAGCAGACACGUUACGAUACGAAAAAACUAUGUGGUCCUAAUUUAAUUCUAAAUUCAAUUAAUCCUAAAAGAAACGAUCAAAAGUGUGUGAUUCGUCCGCAUAGUCUCUGGGAAACAUUUUCUGCUUACGUGGCCGUGAAUCGACAAUUACCUCAAUUUCCAUCUUAGCUCAAACUCCAUCAACUUUGAUAUCUUGUGACAACAUUCUUCCAAACCCGUGCACGAUUUCUCAUCACAACUCCGUGGAUUUCGAGCGAGAAAAAUACAAAUCCUGAGAAUCCUGUUCCGAGAAAGUGUACAAUCUAGUCGCAGAUACACGAAACAGUGUACUCGGAGCUUUGGGCAAUGUGGGUAUGCGCUUUGUUGAAGCUGGGGAGAUAAAUCCCAACCCGUGACGAGAGGUAGCCGCUCUCUAAUUCUCUCAAGAAAACAAGGAAACUCUGAGACUUCAAAGAGAAGCUCUGUUCAGAAAGAAAAAGAAUCAUUUUUGAUUUUUUUCACUUGUUUAUUUCUUUGAAAACGAAAAUCGUUCCUUGCGGCAAUCAGUUUUUUGCCCAGCUACGAUGGUCAGAAGAAAAGUAACAAGAAAAUCGAGCACCGGCACGAGUGCCAGCGUCAGUGCAACUGAAAAUUCAGAGGGCAGCUACGCUCGUCUCAACAGUGGCGCAUCGACGAGCGCAACUAAUCUGGCUCCCACUCUUGGACGCAUGACUCGCGAACAACUUAAAGGCUUACUAAGGGAGCGGGGACUACCCAUUUCGGGAAAGAAGGCUGAUAUGAUUGAUCGAUUAGGCAGCAGCAUGUUGGAGAACUCGGGUGGCAGCGCGGUCCGUCGUGCUAAAGAUUCGAACACAUCGAACGGAGCACAGAGAAGUUUACACGAGCGAACUAGCGAGGAAAAGACUAAAAGUCAAAGUGGACACGACGAUAUCACCGAUGCGGAUAGUUUAUCGCUAUGGACCCAUCCAAUCACCACUUUACAUUAUUUUAUACGUGAAUUGCUCAUCGAUAUUUCAAAUUUAACGAAAAAUAUACUUCGGUAUAAAAAGACAGUGUGGUUAUCAGUAUUAGUUAUCGGCUUGUUCCUUCUGUUGAGUCGCGUUGCCGGACCUCAACAAAAUGUAUUUAAAUUUUUGGAAGCUAAGUUAAUAUGGUGGGCAUACUGGGUGGGCCUUGGAGUGCUGUCGAGCGUCGGUUUGGGUACAGGGCUUCAUACAUUUGUGCUCUACCUCGGCCCGCACAUAGCGGCCGUUACGAUGGCAGCUUACGAGUGCGGGGGUUUGAAUUUUCCGGAACCACCGUAUCCCGAUCAUAUAGUAUGUCCAACGACGAUAGACCCCGCAUGGACAGCGGGUAUUUUCAAUAUAAUGAGAAAAGUGAGAAUUGAGGCGAUGCUGUGGGGCGUUGGUACAGCGCUGGGAGAACUGCCACCAUAUUUUAUGGCUCGGGCAGCCAGAAUGAGCAAAAGAAGCGACAAGAGCGACGACUACGAUCAGGAAGAUCUCAAGGAAUUGGAGGCUCUCGAGGCGAUGGAGAGUGGUGAAAAUGUCCCACUCAUUAUGAGGGUCAAACUCGCUAUGAAGCACUUCGUUCAACGCGCCGGAUUUCUCGGAAUUUUGGCUUGUGCAUCGAUACCCAAUCCGCUUUUCGAUCUCGCGGGCCUCACAUGUGGUCACUAUCUUAUUCCUUUCUGGACAUUUUUCGGUGCAACGGUUAUCGGUAAAGCCGUGGUGAAAAUGCAUAUACAACAGUUAGCAGUGAUAAUAGCCUUCAAUGAGGAACUUUUAGACAAAGUAAUUGGUCUGUUGGCGUUGGUCCCGUACAUAGGAAAGAAGUUGCAAGAACCACUGAAGAAAUAUCUUAUCGAGCAGAAGAAUAAGUUGCAUGAAAAAUCUUCCGUGCAAGGAGCUCCGAUGAUCUCGUGGUUAUUUGACAAAUUUGUCAUGCUCAUGGUGAUUUACUUCCUGAAAACGAUAAUCGAGGCUCUUGCUCGCAAUCAUCAUCGCAGGCGUGCCAAGUCAUCGGCUGAUUGAGAUUUGGAUCAAUAUAAUCGCCAUCGUUAUGCUCGAUUUGUAAGGAUUUCAAGCAAUAAGAAACGGAAAUGAAAAAACGAGCACAGGAAAAAAACAAAGGAUAAAAAGAUAAAAACACAAAUAGAAAAAACAUGAUUUCGAUAAUCAUGCUGUUAACUCAGUCAACCGUGAAACGAUGAACGAUCGAUGAUCGACUUUAUUCUCGUUUCGUGUUCGGGCGAAACGCUGAUCGAAUUCCACCGUCUUUUCGCCAAGGGAUUGGAAUUUCUACAAAGACUAUAAAGUAUAUAAAAACGUGGAUCGAAAGUUAAAUUUCAAUCGAUGUAAAUAUGUAUAAUGCGCCGUAACAAACAACGUGAAACAAACACUUACACAUACAUACAGACACACAGAACGAAACACUGAGAAAUAUUGAUAAAAAAUCGCGAGUCUCUGUCCUUUCCAGUAGCCCAAUAACCAAAAUUAUUUUUCAUGAUGCUGCCUUGACGCAUUUCAGUCGAAACGAAGAUAAAAAUUUGGUCUUGCUCAAAUUCUACUUACAGACAGAAACAUAAUUGCAGUGGAAAAUCGAAUUUAACAUUUUUUUUUCAUAAUGCGUGGUGGAUCUAUAAAAAAAGUUGAAGAAUCUGUGAAAUAGUGUACACGAGUCAACGUUCAAUCGUAGUUAUUUACAGUGAAAUGAAGAAACAUUGCACUAUCCUACAAAACACGUGGUGUAUAAAAAAAAUAAGGGAAAAAGUUCGAUCCGUUUCCCUCGAUCGCGGCGUUCCACGGGGCCAAAAUAGAACAAUACUUUUAAACCAAUAGAUCGGAGAAAACACUAACACACAAUUGUAAGAAAAAGAAAGCGUAAAUCUACAUGCUCGUGAUAUGAAGUAUGAUAAAAUGGAAUUUCAAUUGACAGUUUCCUAUCGAUUAUCGAAGAUAUUAGGAAAAAUGAUAGUCUCUUGGGCGAGUGAACGAAGGCAACGAAUCGAAUCGAAAGUUGGGAUGCCAAAGACAUUUUUUAGCAUUUAAACGAAAAACGAGAUACGAAAGGGCUUGUUGUGUCUACUACGAAAUGAAUGAAAGCACAUGAAAGAAAAAAGUCUUUGGUUUAACUCACCUCGCUGAUAUAUUAUUACACGUUGCUAAAAAGUGUACUGCUUUUUUGGCCAGUUACGGAGAUAGACAAAAAUCACACACCCACACGUCCAAGUAUCGUAUUAAUAUUUUGAUACCUGCAUAUAGCUAGGUGACCUGUAUAAGGUAACGCUAAAGAAAAAGAGUAAUCGACGAUGUUUUGCCAUUUUACAUUGGAAUGUCAUUUCAGAACGAGAGUUUUUAAAACUCGUUCUAUGUUUUUUUGUUGUUGUUGUUUUCUCUUUCCAUCAAAUUUAGAAUUCUUAGUCAAAAUAAAAUACGUGCAAAAAUAUUGAAUUGUGCGAGCAAAUAUUUUGUCUCGAUUUUGCACGUUAAACGAAGCUGCUAUUGUUCUGUGAAAGCAUCGAAAACUGUAAAUCUUUUGUUGAAAUUUACUAUACAAUUGAAAUUUUCCUCCAUCUCCCCCUUUUUAGUAUAUUUACGGGCAAUUUAUCAACAUAUGCUGUAAUUCGUAGUCAAACGUCUACCUAUUGACGCGUCGUGCGUCAACGCGGAAUACGUCGAUCAAGAAUUUUUGUACAGUCUCAAUGAAACGACCUUGACGAUCGAGCUCAACAGCUUGCUGUUUCCCUCGACAAAAUGUUUGUGAUAUUUGUGCGUGAGUACGUCGGGCAUGUUGCUUCUGAAAUGUUUUUGAAAUUAUUCAUCCCCUCACCCUCCUACCUCGUCCACCUUUCAAGCAAAAUAUGUUUUUUGUGUGUAAAAAAACGAAACAAUUCAGUUUUACAUGCCCAUCACCCAUUCCUCAAGCCGUUCGUCUUGCUAAUUAGGUAAAAUAUUAAUAUUAUGUACAUUAAGAAAAUAAACAAUUACGAGUGUUUCGUAAACGUUAUGUACAA
Molecule: messenger RNA, 4032 nt
Organism: Venturia canescens
Lineage: Eukaryota; Metazoa; Arthropoda; Insecta; Hymenoptera; Ichneumonidae
Gene: Tango5
Product: Transport and Golgi organization 5
Exons: 7
Coding region: 581-2050 (489 amino acids)
Biological process (GO): Golgi organization; autophagy
Cellular component (GO): endoplasmic reticulum; membrane; endomembrane system
Source: RefSeq, a predicted model, not a curated record